AUCAAUAUAUCGAGACAUGGUUGUGCCCUUGGCGAGUUACUGGUCGCAUCCCACCAUCUUCGAGGCCAUUCGCCCACACCUGUUUGCAUUUCCCCAUGUUUAUCAAUGGACCACCUAUCCAAUCACGUCCCUGCUCGAACGUAUAUGGGAACAUUUCCUGCCCUUCGUUGAAUUAUGCUCCGUCCUCGAACGCGCGUUGGCGUAUGCUCAUACUGGAAACUCAAAAGUAAUCGCUACAAGUCUCAUGAGGCCUUUGUGGUUGGUAAAGAGUCUCUUGGAACAAGGUCUUCCGACCUUUGCCCCCUCAGUGCGAUUUUCCCACACUCCCUGCGUUCCCGUCGCCAUCAGUCCUUCAGAGUGGCCCACCCUCACCAACAUGAAUUAUGGGAAUGAUCAUUUUGAGGCAUGCAUCGUCUCAUUCCGUCUCUGUCCUGUCGUUAAUUGAGUUCCUCUCCUAGGCAUAUAAGGCAGAUUUCAUAUACAGCUCUUGGUCAAUCAGCUGGCGCCCAAUACCUUCAAGUCAUACAC
Molecule: messenger RNA, 528 nt
Organism: Suillus subaureus
Lineage: Eukaryota; Fungi; Basidiomycota; Agaricomycetes; Boletales; Suillaceae
Exons: 4
Coding region: 17-445 (142 amino acids)
Source: RefSeq, a predicted model, not a curated record